UUCUUUAAAAUUUCAGCUUCCUUCAAGGCAUCCCUCUGUUAGCAGUUUUUUGGAUAGGUUCAUGACCCAAGUUCAGGCAACAUUGCACUGGGCUGCUGAUAAUUGGGUUAGACAUGAAGAAAAUGGUCUUUGUCAUGAAAAAGAGCUCAGACUUUUGAGAUCAACUUCCCAGGAGAGGACACAGGUUUCUGCCACAAAACGAAACCAGCUUUUUCAAAAAAAGAAGCGAUUACAGAAAGAAAUUGAAGAACUCCGAACAAGACUGGCCAUAUUAGAAGGAAAAGAUCAACAGCUGAGAAGAGAAAUUGAAGAACAAGAUAGGCUUAUUCAGUCACAGGAUUGUGAACUGGCUGCUUUACUUGGGUGCAUUUCUUUGAGAGAGUUGCAGGAAAUAAGCAAGGCUGUGGACGACACUUUAGCAUCCUCCUAUCGAAUUCCAUUCAGUUUAGAUCUUCCAGGAGCAAUAAAGAGCCUUCAGGAGAAAGAACAGUUGUUCAGCAUGUCCAUUAAAGAAACUACUGCCAAAGUUUGCACGAGUCAGAAACUCUGCAGUACUUUGAGGAGGAAAGUGAAUGAUAUUGAGACUCAACUACCAGCUCUACUUGAAGCCAAAAUGCUGGCUGUUUCAGGAAGUAAUUUUGGCACUGCGAAGGAUCUAGCAGAAGAAAUAAGAUCAUUAACAUCUGAGAAAGAGGGACUGGAAGGACUUCUCAAUGAACUGUUGGUUCUGAGUGCCAGAAAUACAAGAAAAUUAGAGAGAAUUAAAGAUGAUUACACCAGACUGAAACAAGAACUUGAACAAGGAGAGACUGCCUUUGUGACCAGUAUAAAAGAAAAUGCUGAGAAGUACAUGGAGAUUCUGGUGGAUAAACUACAUAGCUGUGGGAGCCAGCUGCUCCAAAGAGUGUGGGAAGCUGACUUGGAGGCCUGUCAGCUGUUGAUCCGAGGGUUUCAGCUGAGAGAAACCAGUUGCUGUGUUUCUGAGGAAGAAGAGAACCAAAUGGAUGAGAUGGAGAUGACUGCUGAUGCCCCACCUGAUUCUGAAAAAAGAAAAGAAGGUCACUUUCUAAAGGGCACAGAGUGGGGUGCUGUUUCCUGCUCCAAACACAGGGAGCUGAAAGAGGUUAUGGAAGACAUUUCAUUUGGAACAGAGGGUCAUUUAUCUGAGGAGUUCUUCAUAUUUUCUGCAGAGUUGGGAGAAAAAUGUGAAGCAAUAAGUGAGAAAUUGGUGCAUCUGGAAGAUCAAUUGCAAAGUUCCGCCUGCAGAGUUGAUGAAGGAGUUAUUCAGUCUCUGCAGAGGGAGAUCCAGGUGGUGAAGGAGACACUCCAGACCGUGCUGGUGCAACUUCAGUCAGCCAAGGAGGCAGGAGAAGAAAAGGCUGGAGACUUCCUCUGUGACAGCUGGUGUCCAGGAAAACAAGACUGAAAGGAAUAAUGAGCAGAAAGAGCUGGUAGGAUGACAUUAAUUCACAAAGGGCUGCUUUUAGUAACUGAAUACUGUUUUACUAAGCCUCAGGGAUCUCUUCUCUCCCCUGCAUAACUAAUAACUAAAUCAAUUAUGGAGAAACAGAGCCUGGAGGUCUAUCAUCAGAAGUAUGCUACGCAGGCUCAUAUGUUUUGGCACAGAUUGGGAAACAGCUUUCAGAGCAGAGCAGCUCCUGUAAAUGUGUAGAUUACAAAUUGAUACAUUUCAAGUGAGUCUGCAAAGUUGCCUUUAAUGUCAGUGAAGUGUUCUCCUUGAAGGCUCAUAAACGCUGUCUUCCUCUACUCAUGGAUUUUUUUCCCCUGAUUUAAAAACGCAGCAUUACAGCUGGAACAUCUAGUAUUUCUUGGAAAAGAGCUCUAAGAAUAAUAAGAACUUUUUUCCCCCCCUUUGGCUUUAACAGCUUUCUUACACUGAAUGUAUUUUCACAUUCCUGCCAAUAAUUAAAUCAAUAGGUGAAAUUCAAGCUAACCAUGUUCUUUCAACUGAAAUUUGGAUCUCAUUUGCUCUGUGGUAUUAAGUACAGUGGAGGUAACUAACAGCAGCCCCUACAGGAGUAGUUUAAUUCAAUUUAUUUAGGUAUUAAUGUAAACUUUCUUUAGUAAUACAGGGGUUGUAAAGCAAAAAAAAAAAAAUCUUACAUUGGUGAUCUGUGUUGCUUAUAUUUAAAUAUUGUAUGAACAAAAAGUCAUUUAAGUCUUGUAAAGAUUACUACCGUUACUUUGAUCUUCCUUGUAAGCUUCAGAAGGAAUACAGAUUUUUUUGCAAGACACAUAUGUAAAUAUAUACACAUGCAUAGUUAAACAUGUUUUUUUAUAGGAAAUAAAAGCAAUAUUCAACUGAAGCCAACUGGAUGAUUGUUCAAGAGUUAAUGUCUUCAAAAAUUCAUGUGUACUUCUACUUUGAUACCAGUAUAUCUCUGAUACCAUAAAAAUUCUGUUGCAGAGGGAGAAUUUUUUUUUAAUCUUAAUUUUUAAAAAUACAAUAGAAAAUGUCUUGCAACUGAGUACUGUACUUUUUUGAUACUGUUUUUCUGACAUUUUUAGAAUUACUCUUCUACUUCAGUUACAUUUUAUAGCCACAUUGUGUUUUUGCAAAGUUUGAAGGUCAUUGGACUGCUUUCCCACUAAGAUCCUGUUCAUUUUUUGUGUGUUUUAAUGCUAGUUGAAACUUUUACCUCAGUGUUAAGUAUGGAAGGAGGGAGGAAAAAAAAGUGCCAGGCAGCUGAGACAUACAACAGGAUUAUAAUUGCCUCCAGAGCUGUCAAACCAGGGCAGCAGAGCUCAGGUGGUUUCUAGUCAUCAGAUCCUCAGGGUUGCGUUACAGCCCUGUAAUUCAGAACAUGGUUGACUCUUCUCAUUGAGUAAUAUAUGGGCCAAUAUCCACGUUGUGGUAAAGACUCUUGGAGCUCCAGCUUGCAUGGACUCUGCUACUCGGUUCUCUAAUGGAGAUCUCUUGCUAUUCUGCUUGACAAGUUUGUCUCUCCAUGUCCCUGUUCAAUACCUACCUCCCCACCACAGCUCUGGCACUUUCUGAAGCUCCCCUGAACAGAUGAACAAGGUGUUUGCCUCCACCUCAGGGCGGGAGACAAGUGCAGGUGGCGCCCUGACAUUCAGCCCACGCACAGGACCAGCUCCAGGGCAAAACCUGCCUGCCAGAAAGCACUCAUGGAAACCCACAUGAGUUCAGGUAAAGAAGAAAGAGAGCACUCUGAUACGGCUCUUAAAACUGUUUCUUUAACACCCUGGGGUUCAAUACCAUAGAGGGCCCAGGUACUGCAUUUCCAGCAAGGAGCAUUUGUGUAGGACUGUGACACCAGUCCCAGAGAUGAUGGCCAGUACACUAAACUAAGGUUUCAUGACAUCUCAUUUUCCCACCCUGCAGAGUUUUGUCCUUUGAAUACUUAGUGCCUCCAAUGUAAACAGUUGUUAGGCCCCAGAAGUGCCUUAGACCAGGAUCAGCUACAGCUGAACCAUCAGGUCUACCUUCUUGCAGCAGCAAGGGCUCAACAAAAGGAAUAGGACCCGACCAUCACAGGGGCAGGAGAACAGCAUCCUCAUUCCCACUAGCAAGAUUUCUUGAAGACAUUCCCAUUCAAUUAAAAAAACUGUAUGGCUUUUGUGUUUCAAAGCUUCAGAGCACUAUUGCAUCUUAAUAAAAACUUAGUUUAGGCAACCACUCUAAUAAGAUACUGAAUUUCUAAGGAGAAGGGAAACUGAAUCAGUCAUCACUGGUGUUAUGUUUGUAUCUGUUAACAUCUAUUUUAUAUGUAAUGUGGACUACUACUACUCCUUUAAUUUAUUGUUCCAUUAACUUCAUUGUUUGUUGUGGGAAGUUAGAGCCAGUAACCAUCCCUUUUCUCAGACACAUUUGAUAAUAAGCAUACUUUAAAAAAAAAAGGUACACUAUGCAAUGUAUCGGCUGCCUUUUAUCUGUGAAUAGAAAACUUUCAAAUAAAGAGAAGUAUGUUUUUAACUAA
This is a messenger RNA of Onychostruthus taczanowskii (white-rumped snowfinch), 3962 nucleotides long. RefSeq names its product DISC1 scaffold protein (gene DISC1). The record is from RefSeq and is a predicted model, not a curated record. The coding region runs from base 62 to 1426 and encodes 454 amino acids. The transcript is spliced from 11 exons. Lineage: Eukaryota; Metazoa; Chordata; Aves; Passeriformes; Passeridae. Gene Ontology annotation, cellular component: centrosome; intermediate filament cytoskeleton; microtubule. Gene Ontology annotation, biological process: neuron migration; cilium assembly.